CCAUUUGUGUUAUCAAAGCUUCAAUCUUUAAAAACAUGGUUGUUAUGGUUUCUCGCUCCGGCAGACAUUUACAACGUUACAACAAACAAGGUCGCCGCCUUGUUGUCGGGUGUAUACCUUACAGAUAUAAAACGGGUGAUGAUCAAGUUGAAGUUCUUGUUAUAAGUUCUCAAAGACAGGGUAAAGGAAUGUUAUUUCCAAAGGGUGGUUGGGAAGCCGAUGAAUCAAUCAAAGAUGCGGCCGAGAGAGAGUCAUUUGAAGAAGCCGGCGUAACCGGCAUUGUUCAGAGAAAAUUGGGGAAAUGGACAUUCAAGAGUAAAAGGCAUGAGACAGAUUAUGAAGGUUACAUGUUUCCUUUACUAGUGAAGCAACAACUAGACUUGUGGCCAGAAAUUGAAUUUCGACAAAGAAUUUGGAUGAGCAUCUCCGAAGCAAGACAAGCGUGCCAACAUGUGUGGAUGCAAGAAGCUUUGGAUAAAUUAGAGCGUCGACUAGAAACAAGACCUAAAACGGAUGAUCGAGACCUAAACAUCUCUAGGGUCGGUCAAAUAUGUAUAUAAUAUCGAAUAAAUGUAAAGAGAAUCACCGUUGAUACACUUAACUGGAAAAGGCUGAAAUUGCGUAAAUGUUUUAACUCAUUCUAUUUUAUAUUUUUAUUGAGGGUGCAAGAACAA
This is a messenger RNA of Impatiens glandulifera, 674 nucleotides long. Its product is annotated as nudix hydrolase 21, chloroplastic-like. The coding region runs from base 36 to 560 and encodes 174 amino acids. Gene Ontology annotation, molecular function: pyrophosphatase activity. The transcript has 5 exons. Gene Ontology annotation, cellular component: cytoplasm; nucleus. Lineage: Eukaryota; Viridiplantae; Streptophyta; Magnoliopsida; Ericales; Balsaminaceae. The record is from RefSeq and is a predicted model, not a curated record.